CACAAAACCAAAGCUGCCCAUAUCUUUCCGCCUAAGCUAGCUUGCAAUGGAUUUUCUCAUUCCCUAUCUCACGAGCCUCAUCACAGUUGGAUUGCUUGCAAUAAUAACCGUUUCCUAUUGUUUAAUCUCAAGGAGUUGGAGAGCUUCCAAGGGCAAAACAGCUCCUGAAGCCAAGGGUGCAUGGCCUCUAUUUGGUCACCUUCCCCUGUUAGGACGGUCGACCAAGCCUCUUCACAUAGCCUUGGGAGCCAUGGCUAACAAGUACGGACCCCUUUUCAUCGUCCGGCUUGGGGUGCAUCAAUCGUUGGUGGUGAGUAGUAGUGAGAUGGCUAAGGAGUGCUUUACGAUCAACGACACGUGCUUGUCCUCCCGCCCAAAAAUGGCAGUUGCAGAGCACAUCGGCUAUAACUACGCAAUGUUUGGGCUCGCACCCUACGGACCAUACUGGCGUGAAAUGCGUAAGAUUACCACUUUAGAGUUGCUCUCCAACCGCCGGCUCGAGCUGCUAAAAAACAUUCGAGUCUCGGAGGUGACCACCUUUUUGAAACAAAUGUACAAAACUUGGAGCAAUAGAGCAAAUGUAAACAAGGGCUUCAACGGUGACCAACUGUUGGUGGAGUAAAAAUAAUGGUUCGGGGACCUCACUUUAAAUGUGAUUCUCAGGAUGGUAGCUGGAAAGCGUUACUCUGUUGCUAUCGACGAAGAAGAGAAGAACGAAGCACGUCGAGUUCAGAAAACAGUGAAGGAGUUCUUUGACCUUACUGGGUUGUUUUUGGUGGGCGAUGUGAUUCCUUAUCUUCGGUGGUUGGAUUUAGGUGGACAUGAGAAAGCCAUGAAGAAAACGGGAAAAAAACUGGACGCCAUUGUUGGAAAAUGGGUGGAAGAGCAUAAGCAAAAGAGAGCACUAGAAGGCAAUGCAACUCAUAAUUGUAAAGGGGAGCAAGACUUCAUAGACACCAUGAUAUCGAUGCUUGAGGGUGCUGACCUCGGCGGUUUUGACGCGGAUACCGUCAACAAAGCUACAACCUUGACUAUGAUUGCAGGAGGCAGCGAUACCACCAUGGUAACUUUAACGUGGGCAAUAGCAUUACUGUUAAACAACCGUGACAAGUUGAAAAGAGCCCAAGAUGAACUAGAUGAUAGGAGCAUAAAUGCGACAAAUAUAGUGUGGAAUCCUUUACACGGCAUUUUUGGAAGCGUAUCACUAGACACCGAGAUAGGAAGAGAGAGAUUUGUGAGUGAGUCGGAUAUGAGCAAGCUAGUCUAUAUCCAAGCCAUAGUGAAAGUGACGCUUCGGUUAUACCCUGCAGCACCAUUAUCAGCACCACAUGAAUUCAACAAGGACUGCACCAUAGGUGGCUACUUUGUCCCAAAGGGUACACGGUUGAUCACAAACCUAUGGAAGAUCCAAACCGACCCAAAAAUGUGGCCGGAUGACCCGUUAGGGUUCAAGCCAGAGAGAUUUCUAACCACCCAUAAGGAUGUUGAUGUUAAGGGUCAACACUUUGAGUUAAUUCCAUUUGGAAGUGGAAGAAGAGCAUGCCCUGGACUAGCUUUCGGCAUUCAAAUGGUGCAAUUUACAUUGGCCAGCUUCCUACACGCGUUCCAAGUUUCAACUCUUCCCGAUAAUGCACCAAUUGAUAUGACUGAGAGUCUUGGGAUCACUAACGUUAAGGCUACUCUACUUGAAGUUCUCAUCAAACCUCGUUUGUCUCAUAAACUUUAUGAAUGAAAAAUAGUUACUAUGUUAUCU
Messenger RNA from Rosa rugosa (rugosa rose), 1753 nucleotides. RefSeq names its product cytochrome P450 CYP82D47-like. The transcript has 4 exons. The record is from RefSeq and is a predicted model, not a curated record. Gene Ontology annotation, molecular function: monooxygenase activity; oxidoreductase activity, acting on paired donors, with incorporation or reduction of molecular oxygen; iron ion binding. NCBI's taxonomy places the organism in Eukaryota, Viridiplantae, Streptophyta, Magnoliopsida, Rosales, Rosaceae. Gene Ontology annotation, biological process: defense response to other organism.